AUGCAAAUCGCGGGGUAUAAAAGCGGCGGCGCGGGGCGGGAGCGGCGCGCAGCGAGCGGAGCGGCCAUGGCGCCGGGCACGGAGCGCCCGCCGCACGGCGAGGGCUGCGCGGGGCCCCGCGGCGACCGGAGGACGAGGAAGCCGCUGGUGGAGAAGAAGCGCCGGGCGCGCAUCAACGAGAGCCUGCGGGAGCUGCGGCUGCUGCUGGCCGACAGCGAGUUUCAGGCGAAGCUGGAGAACGCGGAGGUGCUGGAGCGGACGGUGCGGCGGGUGCGGGCCGCGCUGGAGCGCCGCGCCCGCGGUGAGUGCCGGCCCGGGGGGCGGCGGGGGGCGGCCGGCCCGGCCCGCGCCUCGCCCGCGCCCCUCGCUGCGCCCCGCGCCGCAGCGGCCGGGCGGCGGCUCCUGGAGGCCAGCGAGCGCUUCGCCGCCGGCUACAUCCAGUGCAUGCACGAGGUGCACACCUUCGUCUCCAGCUGCCCCGGCAUCGACGCCACCACGGCGGCCGAGCUGCUCAACCACCUGCUGGAGUCCAUGCCCCUCAGCGAGGGCGGCUGCCCGGACUCGCUCACGGACCUUGCCGGGGAGCCGGCGCUCGGGCCCUGGCCCGCCGGCCGGGCGCCGGUGCCGCCGGCCGCAGCCCGCCCGGGCCCGGCGCUGCCCGGCCCCGGCGCCGAGACCCGCUCGGGCCCGGGCCAGACCGACACGGACGGACUGCUGGCGUCCCUGACGCGGGGCCUGCCCUCGCCCGGCUCGCCCAAAUCCAUGUGGAGACCCUGGUAACAGCGGAGCGCAGUCAGCGCGACCUGCCUGCGGUUCGGUGUGGGUGUCCGUGUGUCCGUGUGCCUGCCUGCCCGUGUGAGUGUCUGUGUGUCUGUCUGUGUGUGUGUGCGCGGCUGGCAGCGCUGUCGCUGCGGACUCGGCACUGAUGCUGUCGCACCCUGACAGCCUAAUCGGGAACGCGUUAACAUUUCAUCCCCCGUGUGUGGCAUUUUGUAACUUUUGGGGUUUUUUUUACGAGAGGAUUGGGGGGGGGGGGAGGAGGGAAGUGGUUUGUAGUAGCAGAGCUCUCUGGUGGAGACACAGCAGUUAUAACUCUGUUUCUUCUUGGCCCUUAGAAGCGGCCCAAACACCACUACCUUUUGAGCAAAAACCCUUGUGCAUUUUAAAUCGUGAUAGUUAAUGCCGAGAGAAGCUGGAGCUAAGUCUGCAUGCACGGUUUUAAGCGUUCUAGUGAUAGCAUAGACCCCUGAAAGGUGUCUGUACCUGAUAGCAGCCUAAAGUCUCACCUUUAGCAAAGGGAGAGAAAACUAGAAACUUGGUGGAAAUAGACGUUUUAAAAGAUGUUGGUGACAGGGUGCCUUUUAGAAACGAGUGUCUUUAUGCACAUUUUGCUUUUAGCACAUUUGAAUUUAUUGUGACUUUAUGUAUAUUAGGGUGUCAAAUGUUUUUUUUUAUUUUUAAUCUUUAAUAAAAAAAACCCUGAAUUCACAACGUGGCA
Messenger RNA from Lonchura striata (white-rumped munia), 1498 nucleotides. The record is from RefSeq and is a predicted model, not a curated record. Lineage: Eukaryota; Metazoa; Chordata; Aves; Passeriformes; Estrildidae.